AUGCCGCGUCACGAACCUGCGCGUUCCGAGAGAAACUUUUCUCAGGCCCACAAUCAAGUCGGAGGGAUCCUCCGCGCAGCUCAAUCUCUAGGAAGCAUGAAAGGAUGUUCUGUAAAGAGUCAAAUCACGCGCAACCCAUCCCAAUAUAACUGCAGUUGUUCGCGGGUCUCCUUGCAGAGAAAGGCCACCGAACCUGGACACUGCAGUGGGCGCUGCGGGAGGGCGAAAGACCUGGGAGAUCUGCGAACCCAAAACUCCGAUGAGGCCCCAGCCACCUCCGCCCUCGUCCCGCGACCCUCGCCGGCUCGGGUUCCCCGCGGGGUCCGCGGGGCCUGGGGCGCUCACGCCGCCCACCCAGGGGACCGCGCAGGGGUGAAGUCCCCGCCGCCCCGCCUGCGCCUUCCAGACCUCGGGCGCCCGGGCGUCGCCUCGGGAGCUCCCCGCGCGGCCGCCACAGCCCGGGCCAGCUCCAGCUCCCCGACACGCGUAGCCGCUGGGCUCGCCGAGGACCGGUCCCGAGGUUUCCUAGGCCUCGCGCGCGCGCUCUCCGGGACCACCGAGACGUUCCAGGCCGCGCGCUCUCGAGCGCUCCCCGUCACGCGACUGCGCCGCCCCGCCCGUCGGCCUCGCUCCCGCCACGGGGCUCGGAGCGCGCCGCCGCCGCAGCCUCGGUCACGCCGCAGAUGCCCACGCGCGCAUCUUAGCAGCCGACUCGUCACCAGCCUGCUCAGACUAGGUUCUGCCCACUCUGACCUUCUAAAUGUUUCAGCAUCUAGUACACUAUCUGCGAUGGAACAGGUGAGCUGGAAUAUUUGUAGAAUGCAUGGGUGGACUAAAGACCUAUCAUCUCACUCUAGAUCACCCAGCAUGUUGGAGAAAGCUACUGACCAUCUGCUAUUCCUAACACUUUGGACACUGUGGAGAAAGAAUAAUAGUGCAUUUAUGAUUGUUCCAGGAAACAAGAAGCCAAGAAUUAGACAAAUUGGCUAGGCACAGUGGCUCAUGCCUGCAAUCCCAGCACUUUGGGAGG
Sapajus apella (tufted capuchin) is the source of this 1030-nucleotide messenger RNA. RefSeq lists its product as uncharacterized. The record is from RefSeq and is a predicted model, not a curated record. NCBI's taxonomy places the organism in Eukaryota, Metazoa, Chordata, Mammalia, Primates, Cebidae. The coding region runs from base 1 to 990 and encodes 329 amino acids. The transcript has 4 exons.